Molecule: messenger RNA, 7184 nt
Organism: Xyrichtys novacula (pearly razorfish)
Lineage: Eukaryota; Metazoa; Chordata; Actinopteri; Labriformes; Labridae
Source: the annotation of a GenBank genome assembly
AUGUUACUCAGGGGAAAGUGUGGAAAAACCGUAAAAACAAGGGGAACCCAUGAAAACCAGUAAGUUAUUUUUGUUUGAGGAUAUUUGUAGGCUACUUUAAUACACGUGUUUUCAACUGUAAAGACGCUAUGCCAAGGAAAAAAGGUAGUUUUUUUAAGGUGUGUGAGCCUCCCAAAGCUCUUUCCUGAACUGACGUUGCCUGUAUUCUAGACCCGCGUAUUGAAUUAAACAUCAAAUUAACAUUAAACACCAAAACUACUUUAACCAACCGAGGAAUGGUUUUUAUCGCAGUUUAUUUAAUCUGUUUUGACAUCGUGUAGUAGUAGAAGUAGUAACUCGCUUCUAAAACUUUUUAAGAGCAGUCUGAUAUUCUGCCGCCAGGUGGCAUCACUGUGCCGUGACACAUGCUGGAGGUGUAGGGGACAGCGUGAUGCCAACAUGUCAGUGUGUGUGUUUGUGUUAAAUGAAUCAACGUCGAGGUGUUUGAUUUCACAGUUGAACAGACCAAAUAUUUUGAUCCCUGCCUUUGCAAAAACAGUAGAAAUAAUCAAAUCUGCUGUCAGCUGUGAAUGUUCUCCUUCUGUUUAACAGGGUGCUGUGAUAACAGUGGGAAUUGUUCUUUAUUAUCUACUGAUUUUAUCCACUGUGGAUCUUUUUUCUUCUUUGAUAACAUGGAACAUCUUAAACUGACCUGUACAACUAACUGUGUAGGUGUGUGAAACAGCAGUAAAUACAGCGUAACCCUAACAAAACCAGAACAGGCAGAUAGCCAAAAAACCAUGCCAGUCUACAUCCUCCAUUUUAUUGUUUUCAUCAACCAUUUAUUCUCCCACUUUAAAGAUUUCCACACAUUUAACAAUACACAUCAUGCUUAGCUGCAAUAAACAACUUUUCAAAAGUUGAUGUAAUGCCAUGACGCAAAAUAUUAAUUCAAGGCAUGUCUCUUAUUUUCAUUUUAUCUAAUAUAAAAUUAAUUUAAAAAUCAGAUUGAUCAGUCUUUGGCAUUAUGUCCCCUGAUACAACACUAAAAAAUCAUGAAAGCUAACCCAGAAAGCUUACCCGAUGACAGAUGGGUCAGACCCAACCUUGAUUUCCUGAACAACACGUUUAAAUGCAUUGACACAUCAUGUUUUACGGCUUACAAAUAAUGAAAAGAUCGCAGGACUUAAACAGAUAACAUACCAAUGACAAGUAAAAUGACAAAAUCAGAGUAUAAAACUUAAAACGGGAAGAUAGAGGAACUUUUAGAAACAACAGAAAUAAUUUAAAAAAAAUCAAGAAUAUACCCAAUAAAUGAUAUUUAUGAUUGUACUUAAGUGUUUUGAAAAAGGAGAUAAGCACAUUUUUUUCCACAAAAAUGGAGAAGCAUUAAAAAAAAUAAUAAAUUAUCUCAAAUUCAAGUAUGAAUUAAACCGUCUUAUGUUCAUUAUUUUAUCAAACAUAUGAAUUUUGUAUCAUCUGACUUAUUUUUGAUCAUUAUUAAUAUUUCAAUUAAGUUUAUUUAUGCAGGGUGAAAAUGAGUCUUAAAGCUCCCCUGCAAGACAAAAAUGUGAAGCAGUUUCCCGAUUAAGUGCCAUUGAGCCAGGCAUUUUCCCUUAAACUGAUCCAUAUUAGUGCUGCUCAGUGACCAUGCACACAGACGGCUCCCCUGGUGUGCAGGACAUUUAUGCAACCUUCCUUCCUUCUGCUCCUCCUUAACUCCAGAUCCAGAUUAUGGUGCCUGAUCAGAGGCUGAUGUUGAAUUCACUGAGCUGGUUAGAGGUUCAGAGACAUGUUCCUGUCAGAGCAGGACUGCUGUUCUCAGGCCUUCAACGGCGUCAUGCUGCUCGGCGUGAAUGCGGAAAUCUGUCAUCCUUCCCUUUCGACGUAGAGCCGAUAACACAGCUCCAGAUGGGGGCGUAUUGUGGCCUGUGACCCCUGAGGUCACAGGGUCAGAGCAGAGUGAACAGGGGCCGGUCGUUAAGGACUCCUCAUGGAGUUCCCCUUUCAUCCUCAGGACGCGUGGCUCUCUAAUUGAGGGCCCACCUCCCCAAACCCUAAGUGCGAAGUGCUUGACACCCGAAAAUGACCGCUGGUGUGAACCCCAGGGGAAGGAAAGGGUAGAGAGGACUGAAAGGGAUUACGGUAUUAUCAAUAUAGGUGUGUUACCAAGGCUGCAACAAAGAAUUCGGAACAGAAUUCUGUCAAAGUCGGACAGUUCAGUAAUUAUUUUGUUCAACCAAAGAUCCAAAAGAGAAUGACAUUCAACUUAAAAUGGCGUAAAACUAAAAUAACCAGUUUCACAGAGAGAAGCUGCUCUGGAUUUCAGAUGGAGGGAUGUAAACAGGCGGUACUUUGUUUUAUUUGUAGAUUACUCUUUUUUUAAUGUGUUGCUUAAAUCCUGAGGGUUGAUAAUAAAUCGAAUACUUGCAUAACUAUCAAAUUACCUUUACUGUAGCAGGCUUGUCUGAUCACUUAAUUUUGACCAAAUAAUGUACAGCCUACCUGCCAGGUAGACUCUCCAUUUGCAGUAAUAUCACAUGAUCAGAAUUUCCCUCUAGCAGAAGUGAUAGUCGUGAAAAUGUGAGAAAUUUCUGACUGAAAUUUAUCCUCCUUUUUUAAAGGAAAGUCAGUAAAAUGUUCUUGUUUCAAGUCUCUCUCUGGUUUAAAAUUUAGCGUCUCUCUUUGUUCGUCAACGAGCCGAUUUGACCGGAUUUGUCGUAGGAAAUAGAAAUUGUGUUCAGAAUGAAUAAAUCACUAAUUAUUGGACAAUAGCGUGUGACUUCACGAAGAUCUGCAAGUCCAAGGAAUGAAAAGGCAGAAAGGAGGAGAGAAAUUGAAAAGGCGUCGCUCAUAGUUGUCUGGGAACCUCAGCAGCGAGAUUUACCCACAACCCCUCACCCUGCUUUGCUGCUCACCAGGAUACAAACAACCUUUGUGGGUUCCCUCUCCAGUGAGGUCUAAUUUAGACAAAUGCUGAGGGUUUUGUGUUUUUGGGGAUCUGAGCUGCUCUCAGUUCUUCCUCUGGUGUUAAUGUUGAAAUUCACAGAAACAGAAAGAGGGGAAUUUAUAUUUAUUAGCACCCAUAUAUGAUGUUGAUAAAAAAAAACCUUCAGUUUCCUUCACAACCGCCUACCUUUUUAAAAGAGGAUCAAACGGCUUAAAUCAGACUAGGAUUAACUUUGAUUAUUUUAUGCAUGUAACGAUAACUAUUAAAAAACUCAACAAUGGAGGGAAACAGUCCCAGGUUUUUAUGAAGAACUGCAGGAAAUCAUUUUCAAAUAAAACCUUAAAAUCUAUCAGGAGGAAAAGGAGGUGAUAAUUUGCACAAAAAUAGCAAAUUAGAUCGACAAGAUCACAAAACACACAAAUGUUUCUCUCCAUGCUAAUAACUAAAAGUUUGAAUAAUUAUUACUUCUGUAAAUAGGCUGGUAGAAUAAAAGUGAACACUUAUUAGAUGUUAGUACGAUGUUUUCCUUUGUUUCUCUCAUUGUAAUUCAGCAUAUCAUCUGUAUGCAUACUUCACGUUUCUCAAGACCAACAGGAGAUUUUAAUUUUUGUUUUAAAACUCCUUGAACUUUAUGCACUUCCCCUGAAACAACAAUAAAUACCAGAACUAUCAUCAGACAUUUUUGGUCGACUAAAAAGCCAACUAUAUCUUAAAAAAAGAAGAAAGUGAAAAAUAAAACAAGCCAAUUGUUUUUUACAGGACGUGAUAAAAGUCACUUUGAUAACGCUUGAAAAUUUUUUGCACUGAUUUGAGCUUUAAUCUUUUCAAACUUCUUUAUUUGCACAUCUGUACUGAAUUACUCUGUGAUUCAUCAGCACUUUUAAGAGAGGUUUUCUGUGAUAGACUGAUACUGCCUAAUUAAUUGACCAGGCUCUGGAUCUUAAUAAGGACAAUAUAUAAACCUUGAAUAGUUUUGUAAUGAAUUACUUUCUGGUCUAAAACCAUCAACAGCUCUUUUGCUUUUCUUCAAAAAUUUUCUUCUAUUUUUGUGCAAAACUGAGCAUCAUUUUUUAGCAACAGUGAGGGUUUUCCGGUGGGAUUGAAGAAUCAGACCCUCCCCAAUCACCCUCCCCUUUGUGAUAAUCUAUAAAACCAUCUCACAGAUAUUUCCUGCCAUAUGGAUGCAGAGCAGUCAGCUUUACCUCCUGACUGUUGUAUCUGUUUUACACUCGCACUGUUUCUUCAGUCAGUAGUGCUGCUCUGCUGUGUGUAUGAAGUGGUUGUGUGUACGUAUCAGUUUCUCAGCGUGAUAAAAAGUACGUGCUGCCCGCCUGCAGUCGGCGGCUCAGCUUUCAGAUCAGGCUCACUCAUAUAAUGGCUGCUUUAAUCCAUGCCAAUUAGAGCCACAGGGCACAGGGAGUGGCUGUUUUCACACUGCACCAAUUUACGCUGGGGGUGGGAGAACUGAUUGACAGGCAGCCGUGUGAAAACAGAGACACAGAAUAGGUUAUAAUUUGAACCCACAGAGAGGCAAUAUGGAAGUCGCAGCCUGCAUGGGAAAGGGUUUGUGGGAUCACUCACUAAAGAGUUUUCUCAUUUCACAAACGAUCAAUGAGGAGUGAUCAGUUGAAUGACAUGAAAACCUGAAACACUGAAUAAACUGAGGCUUGAAAGGUUUCUGAAUGAACAAGAAUUGAUUUUGAAACACAGUAAUGAUUUUUUAAACUUAGCUUCUUUCUUCUUCUUAUGAUAUAAUAAAACUAUAGCAGCGUUCACUGUUAAUAGUGUAUAAGCUUUUAGCAAACCUGGUUUUAAUGUAGAUUUGUUUAUUUAAAAUCAUUUAACAGAGAUUAGGAAAACUUGUCUAACCUUAAAAUUUCUCGGAAGUAAAAAUAUGGUUCUGCAUCUUUUCUCCCCGCAAAUAAUUGAAUAACUUCUCAGAUUCAAAUCAAAUGCAGAUAAAUAAAAUGCUAUAAAACGUGAAAUAGAAUUUUGUUUGACACUUAUUGUAUUCACUGUGGAAAAACAACAUUUAAAUAUUAAUUUAUUCUGGUUAGCUAGCAAAGCCAAAUUUAGACCUGUCUGUUUCCUUUAAACACUAAACCUCACAUUUUAAUAUCAGUGAACCACAUAAUUUCUGUAUUUCAGGUCCACAAAAAUCUCCAACAUUCUUGCCUAAAAAAAUAACCAAGUAUUUAGAGAUAAAAAUUGACAAAGUGUUGAACUUCAUGGUGCUGUUAGAUUUUCAGUCACUGCAGAGCUGCUGUUGUCCAGGAGGGGGCGAUCUGAACUGUAGUUAUACAUAGCAAAGAGACUGCAUGAAAACCACCUCCUCUCAGCGUUUGGCCUCUGGUUUCAGUUAUAGGUUUUUGGUAAUGUGGUUAAAACUCCUCCUGAGGAUCAUCGACGAGUUUUUGUUUUAGUUAUGUUUUCUUCCCACUGCUGUUCGUCUGAGCUGACCAUAAAUUUCACAUCUAAGGUGUGUGUGUACAAUAAACUAUCAGUCUUAAGACAUGAGGAUGAAUAAAUUAUGUAACACUACGUUUUUGUUUUUUUGGUUUGUGUGAUAUUGGUUGUUUCUUUGUGUGUGAUACUUGUGGGUGAAAAUAAGUGCAGCUCUUAAAACUGUGAACCAGACAAUAAAAGAGUGAAUGUGAAAAUGUCCAAAGGCCUGUCCUAUACAGUUUUUUAUGUAACACUAAGCUGUUGUGGCCCUUAUUUUUUUUUUUAAGUUAUGUCUUUGGGCAUUUUUGCCUUACUUGGAUUAAACAGCUAAAAAAAGAGAAACAGGAAAUAUGGGGACAAGAUAUUUGGGGAGAUCCUACAGCAAAAGGUCAGGACUUGAACCAGCAAACCACUGUGAUGAGUACCCACGCUAGACACCCAACCCACCAUGCCAUCAGCUCCUCAUAGCCCUUAUUUUUGAGUAGUUUGAUUUCUAACAUUGAUAGUGUCUUAAAUCAACUUUAAAUUACACUAAAAACAAUUCUCUAUUAUCCAGUUUGGUUCUCAUCUCUUGGUUACCUUGUUAGGUUUCAUUAUCCAUGAAAAUAUUGAUUAUAAUAGUUUUGGUUGUGGGCCUCUGGGCCUUUCUUUGUCAGUAUACCCCUCACACAGACAUCUAUGCUGAAUUGAUCUCACAUGUCUGGACAUGCCCGACAUUGUUUUUUGUGCAGGGAAAAACAUGGCAAAAUGAGAAUUUCCUAAAUCUCACAUGAUUGGAAGAGGAUCUGACUGUCAGUGUGAUGCCUUACAGUGCACUUAUGAUUUCAGUUAUUGCUCUAUUAGAUAUUGAUCUAACCAGGUCAACAGCGACCCUAAUACCACAAGUGCCAUAAUUUUAAUUAGAGCAUUUUACAAUUUAAUUUUUUUAUUUUUAUUUUGUUGAAAUAGAGGUUUCUAACGAAAUCUUGAUGCAAAAAAACUUAUUUAAGUGGUUCUUUUAAGCAUUUGAAAUGAAAAAUGGGUCGGUGCAGACGCUAACACAGGGGGAGGGUUAAGAUGAAGAUUCAGAUGUCAAAAAUAUGAAGAAAAUUAAAAAGCACUAAAACUUUUUUUAAGUUAUUAUUUUCGGAUGUUUUUACUUUUUGCUAGACUGGACAGUUGUAAAGAGACAGGACAUGUUACAGGGGGUAGAGAGUGGGGGGGAGACAUGCAUGGACGCUGUAAUGAGAGCCCCAGCCUCAAUAGGGUGCAAGCUUCGACUUCUGGGACAGCAAGCACCCAAAAAUGACAAUAUUGCACACUAGAAUUGUGACGCUACAGAUCCAGAAAAGUAUACCCACUGUGCAGUUUGACCACAGUCCAGGCACAUUAAUCAUGAAACAAUCUGACACUGAAUAUAGAUCCACCUCCUUUAAAAUGCUCUUUUUAGGCCAUGUUUAUCACAUUUUCCUAUGCCAGCUCAUCCAUGCUCUCCCGAAUAUCUCCCACAUUUAAACAUUAGGCACCCCAACAUCGCUCAUCUCCACCAGACAUGUCAAUCAAACGUGAGAUUGCUACUCGUAUUAACAAACAGGGUCCUGACUAGGUUAUAAUCACCGCUGUAUGAAUGUGUUUUUCUUGUGCUGCUCUGAAACAUUAACAUGUGAAAGCCCUGAGUUCCUGUGAACUUAUUUGACCUCUGACCUCUCCCUCUAUGUCUCGCAGACAACAAAUAGCUGCAGCUGCAAUGGAGGGCUCCCAGUCGGUUCUCACCCACCGGCUCCAGUUCAGAUGGACUGGGACGUGUCUGCUCGGAGGCGACAUUGAGUGA